This is a messenger RNA of Erinaceus europaeus (western European hedgehog), 1400 nucleotides long. It is a transcript of the gene CATIP, whose product is annotated as ciliogenesis associated TTC17 interacting protein. The record is from RefSeq and is a predicted model, not a curated record. Lineage: Eukaryota; Metazoa; Chordata; Mammalia; Eulipotyphla; Erinaceidae. Bases 49 to 1257 code for a protein of 402 amino acids. The transcript has 10 exons. Gene Ontology annotation, biological process: actin filament polymerization; cilium organization.
GUCGCUAUGGAGACGGGCCGACGCUGAGCUGGCAGCAGCGGCUGCAGCAUGUUCCCUAAGUCCGGAGCCUCAGCCUCCAAAGCCAAGGCCCACCACCCCGCAGCAAAGCACCACCAUCACUCCGGCCAGAAGGUCCGGAUCCCCCCGCAUGCCAACGCGGAGGCCAUCACCUUCCUCCGCUCCCUCCAGCUGGAGGAGCUGCAGAAGGCGGUGUUCUCCGAGACGCUGACCAUGUUCUCGGACAUCGGGGAGCCACAGGGCGAGCUGACCAUCGACGUGCAGCGCAGCCGGUGCUCCGACGAGGUGGGCAUCCUGACCUACUGCCUCUUCGUGCACGCCUUCAGCCGCAGCGUGGUCGACCAGGUCCUCUGUGCCAACACCGUCCAGGGCAACCUCUCUGCCCAACUGGAGGUGAUUGAACAGCACAGUCAGGAAUUCAUCAAGUUCCAGACCAUCCCCAUGGAGCGGAAGGUGGACUUGCUGAAGCGGGAUAACCAGCUGACCAUGACCAGAUACAUGAAGGAGGAUGAGGACAUAAAGGUGGAGGUGACCACCUUCCCCUGUGACACCAUUGCUGGCUUUGUCUCUGAGACUGCCAACCUGGUACUGCUGAGGGUCAUGGCUUGGCGGCAGACGGUGCCCAGGAACGCCCGCUUCCUGGCCCUGGACACAGAUGGCAGACUCAGCUACAGCACCUACCAAGCCCUGGGCUCCCAGACCAUCCAGGUGGACCACCACGAGGCAGAGGUGUUCAUCGUGGAGCAGACCGUGCACUCAGAGGACGGCAUCCCUGUGUCCUGCCAAUUCUACCUGCUCCCGGAUGGGCACCUGGCCAAGAGAGUGCAGGUGGGCUCCCCCGGGUGCUGCGUGCUCACCACUUUGCCCGCCUUGAGGGAGGAGGAUGAGAUGGAGUCUCGCCCGGUGUUUGAGAAGAAGCCCCUGAAGUGGGAGGAGGAUGUUGAGUUCUACUCGAAAUUCUUGGACCGGAAGGAGGAGCUGCGGCUCAGCCACUCGAGCUACAAGCGGCAGCACCCGGAGGCCCAGGCACUCAUGUCCGACUUCCUGCUGUUUCUGCUGCUGCGCCAGCCGGCCGACGUGGUCACCUUCGCCGCCGAGUUCUUCGGCCCCUUUGCUCAGCGCCACCCGCCCACACCGUCCCUGCGCUCCUCGCACCGGCCCAGCCCCUUCCGCCCGCUAGAACCCGAGCCGGAGCCAGAGCCCGAGCCCAAACCCGAGUCCGACCCGCCCAGCGGCUAGCCCGCCCUGGCCCGGGUGGGCUGCGGUCUCCCAGCAAUAGAUGAGAGGCUCUCCUGGAGAUCCUGCACUCCCUGGCCAGAGUGGUCAGGAGCCUUAGCCGCCUUUACCGUGCCCUGCCUUUCCAGAUGUGAUUUUUGUCACUC